UAUAUAUAUAUAUAUAUAUAUAUACAUUUUCCCACUCUUGGGUCCCUUGUGAUAAUAUCUGCUGAAUCACUUGAAUCAGUGUUUAACUUUAAUGUGUAACUUAUUCCCGUGAUUCAUCAAGAGAGUCUAUAUAUACAUAUACAAUUAUUUUUUUUUCUCUCUUUUUCUGUUUCUGUCUUUUUUUUUAAAAAAAAAAAAUAUUAUUAUUAUAACCAAUAGAAUGAGUGCAGGUCCACAGUUAAUGUCCCCUAUGAUGUAUCAUCACCGUAUACCCACUCAUCAGUUUGAACAACUAUCCCCAAAACGAUCUUGGAACUUCACUUGGCUUGUCUUUAUGAAUGAAAAAUGGGUGCCAUUUGAUACCAUCAAUCAAACAAGACUAGAACAAACAUUGACAGUGGGAGGUACAUUUGUGGAUAUUCGAGACAGUCAUUUCCCAGAUGUAAAGCGAGUCCGUGUGUUUCCAAAGAAUAACUAUCUGAGUUAUUUGGGUGUAAAGUAUCGGUUGUCUCGGAUCAUGCAACCGGAUGCUUACUUGGAUCAUGUGAGUGUUGCUGAAAAGAAAUCCAAAGAAACAACACAAUUAGAAUAAUAAAGAUGGAUCCGACUAGAUCCGACAUUACGAAUGAUCUUCAAGAACCAUUUGCCUUAUUGUCUAUCUCUUUGAUGAACCCCACAAAAGGG
Gilbertella persicaria is the source of this 684-nucleotide messenger RNA. RefSeq lists its product as uncharacterized. The transcript has a single exon. The coding region runs from base 221 to 592 and encodes 123 amino acids. Lineage: Eukaryota; Fungi; Mucoromycota; Mucoromycetes; Mucorales; Choanephoraceae. The record is from RefSeq and is a predicted model, not a curated record.